This is a messenger RNA of Anopheles aquasalis, 2883 nucleotides long. RefSeq lists its product as uncharacterized. Lineage: Eukaryota; Metazoa; Arthropoda; Insecta; Diptera; Culicidae. The record is from RefSeq and is a predicted model, not a curated record.
UGCACGACAUGGCGACAAAAUGUCUUCCAGACUUCUUCAACGAAUCCCUGGUCCAAGGUAUUCUGGAAGAGAAACUAGGUAUCCCGAUCCAUAUCGAUUCGUUUACCGGCAGCUUGGCGACGAAACCGGGUGAUAACUAUAGCAGCGAUGUGUUCUCGGUCACCGUACACUGCAAUGGCCGUAAAGAGCCCGUGCAUCUUCUGGCAAAGAUCAUUGUGGACGUGGGUUUAGUGAAAGAGUUUGCCGAUCGGCUCGAACUGUUCGACAAGGAAGUGGAUACUUUUCGUCAUCUGUUGCCUAAACUCUCGGCACUAGUUUCACCAGCUGGCACCGAACCGGUCCAAUUCGGUGCACGGUGCUAUUACGCGUCGAAACAACCCUUGGAAACGAUUGUCUUCGAUGAUCUGAAGGCACUAGGAUACCGAUUGCCCGAUCGUACGAAGGGAGGCCUCAAUUUUGAGCACUGUGCGCUGGUGAUGGAGAAGAUCGGUCUCUUCCAUGCUGCAUCGAUGGCGUUCGUGAUCCGAGGACCGAAGGAGCUGGAACUCUUCACGAACCGUUAUGCGCAUGGAAUGGUCCGUGCCGGUGAUGAUGUACAGUGUAAUCCUGCCCUCGGUAUGUUUCAGAGUGGAUUGGAAAAGUUCCUGGAAGUGGCCCAAGAUUGGCCAGAACUGGAUCGUAAAAUCCUGCGCAAACUAGAAGCGCUGCAGCCAAUUUAUACGCAGCGUAUGAUCGAGUGCUAUACGUCCCAAGACUCCAAUGCGGACGGGUUUAAAGUGCUGAAUCAUGGUGAUCUUUGGAGUAGCAACAUGAUGUUCCGGUACGAUGCGGACGACAGUGACGACGCCCGUGAGGUGAUGUUCGUGGACUAUCAGCUUUCAAACUACACUAGUCCGGGGCUCGAUCUCGUCUACUUCUUUUACAAUAGUAGCCGACAAGAAGUGCGUGAGCAUCGCAUCCCCGAGCUGUUACACGUGUAUCACCGUUCGCUACUGGCGGGACUGAAGCUGGCUGGAUACCAGGGCCAUCCCCUGCCCACGUUCGAUGCAGUUCAGCGACAAUUUGAUCGCUAUGAAUUUCUUGGUCUAGUGUGUGGGCUCUCCAUGUUGCCGGUCAUUUUAAUGGAUCGUAACGAGGACGUUAAACUGACGUUCGACAGUUUCUUCGAAAAGGAUCAUGCUGAGCGGCUUCGCCAUAUGCAGUACACAGCACCAAAGUACCGCAAAUCGAUUGUACCCUUGUUGGAGCGCUUCGAUGCCAAAGGACUACUGGACUCGAUCUUGGUGAAGCGCUCAUUUCGAACCGCUCAUCAUUGUGCUUAUCGUGAAGGCACACGCCACGUGGCGGCUUGUGGCUGGUGUCUGUUGAAUAGAUUUACGAUGGCCACACUUUUUGCGAGUUGCGCUAAAUCAUUUCUAAGCCCAACUGCUGGCUUUACGUGCGAUGGCAUGCGAUUAGCGAGGAGCGAACUCAGAGUGACUCUAACCGACGAAGCUCCGAGCGAGAUUAGUGUUAACAAGAUGUCCAGCCCGAAAGGAGUUCCACCGCAGCUACCCAGCUAUCUGACCGAAUCGUUGAUCAAACGAUCGCUGGAACAUGAGCUUGGCCGUCCGGUCACGAUAGAGAGCUUUACGGCCGGUCCAGCGACGGUGGCCGGUGACAACUAUCUGAGCGACGUGUUCUGGAUACGCGUCCUGUACGAUGGUGGUACCAGUGAGAAGCGUCUGCUGGCCAAGUGUAUGCCGGAUGUCGGCGAUCGCGGUACCGUGCUCGAUAUUCUCGAUGCGUUCCGCAAGGAGGCGGACACGUUCCAGCGGGUGUUACCGGCCUUGUCGCAGCUCAUCCACUUCGACGGUACCACGGAGGAGCGAUUCGGAGCUCGGUGCUACUAUGCGACCACGGAUCCGGUCCGAACGAUCGUGUUCGAAGACUUGAAGGCACUCGGUUUCCGGAUGUGCGAUCGGACUGCCGGUGGACUGGACUAUGAGCAUUGUGCGUUGGUAAUGCGCAAGAUUGGCCGAUUCCAUGCGGCCUCCAUGCUGUACGCGGCUCAGAGCACCGAGAACGAACGGUUGCUGCGCGAUCGCUACUCGUACGGAUUCUACAAUCCACGGAUCAGCGUCGACGAGUAUCGCAUCUUCCAGGUGUUCGAGGAGGGGCUUGAGAAGUUUAUCGAAGUGGCUAGCGGAUGGCCUGAACUGGAGCCAACGGUACUCCAAAAACUGAAGGCAUUGCUGCCGACAUUCAAACAGCGAUUGGCCGAUUGUGUCAAUACAAACAAUCCGGCUACUAAGCUGCGAGUGCUCAAUCAUGGCGAUCUUUGGAGCAACAAUAUGAUGUUCCGGUACGACGCUGAAGGCAAGGUGAGCGAGACCAUGUUCGUCGACUACCAGCUAUCGUGCUACGGAAGUCCGGGACUCGAUCUAGUGUAUUCGCUGUACAACUGUCCCCGGUAUGGAGUGCGCCAGCAUCGGCUGGACGAGUUGAUACAGCUCUACCAUCGUUCGCUGUGUGAGGUUUUGAAACGUGGCAAUUACGAUUCGGUACCAACGCUUGAAACAAUCAAAGAGGAAUUUGAGCGUCAAGAGUUCUUUGGGCUCGCCUGUGCUGUUGGUCUUUUGCCAGUUAUGCUGAUGGAGCGCAGCGAAGGUAUUGACAUCAGUUUCGAUGCGUUCUUCGACAAGGAAAAGGUGAAGCGCUUACGCGAUAUUCAGUACAAUGGUGCACUGUACCGGCAAUCGGUGGUACCGAUGGUGCACGGUCUCGCUACCCGCGGUUAUAUUGAUUAAGCUCCAACGGAGAUGCGAUGCUCUUUAUCGAUUGUAACAUCCACAGCAACGCGAUUGCGACCUGCCAAUAGUACAAACGAUUCCAUACCGUCAA